This is a messenger RNA of Paracoccidioides brasiliensis Pb18, 1617 nucleotides long. RefSeq lists its product as uncharacterized. Bases 1 to 1617 code for a protein of 538 amino acids. Gene Ontology annotation, biological process: nucleolar large rRNA transcription by RNA polymerase I. Gene Ontology annotation, cellular component: RNA polymerase I core factor complex. The transcript has a single exon. Gene Ontology annotation, molecular function: RNA polymerase I core promoter sequence-specific DNA binding; TBP-class protein binding. The record is from RefSeq and is a predicted model, not a curated record.
AUGGCGGUUGGGGAAUAUGUACGAGGCAAACAUUUGCAAAAUGAUACACCUGCUACUCAGGGUAGUGGUCAAGCUACAAUUAACCCUUCAAGGGAACUGGUCGCCAAUAUGGCCAGGGUUAAAGUGCCCUCGACCAAGUUAAAUGAUGCUUGCUUACCUGCAUCUGGAGCAAAAGAUAACCCUAUGUCAACAACAAAAUCAGGAGACGGUGUGGGAUAUCGCGCACAGAACAAUAACCAAUCGAGAUCCAGAGAGGUCAGGGAUAUAUUUGAUACUGAUGUGGAAACUGUUGAUGAUUCCACUACUACGAUAGCUAGCCUCUCCCGAGGGGAGGAGGACCACAGGCAUGAUAUCCAGGCUCCCCCAGCUGCUCGGUUGACGUCUCAGGAGAAAAAUGACUUUCCAUCCUAUGUACCAUUUCAUAUUCAGUAUAGUCAUAGCAAUUCCCGCAGUCGGAAUAGUUUGGAGGAAAGGAUGCUAAUGGAGCUUGGUUCUGACCCAGUCGAGGACGGACAUGAUGAUCUUCAGGAACCAGUGGAACAUCAUACGAGAGAGGACGCAGCUGAGGCUAGAGAUGAGGAUGAAUUCAAUGGAGAUCAUGCUCAGGUGUUUGACUGGAACAACAAUCACGCUCCCAAUGGGGAACCCAUGAGCUGGCAGAAAAUCGAAAAUGCCCUGCGUGAUACGAAAACUCCUCGCCUGGUGCAAGCUUCACAGCACCAGGAAGAUGCGAAUCCGCAGUUUCGUCCCAAACAGCCGGAGCCCGAGAUUUUUCCAGCCAGUAAUACCUAUACGUCGAAGCCAACACAAAGAUCUUCAACUGGUAGCCGCUUCAUGGCAAGAUCUCGUUUUAGAACCCUAAAUCUGCGAGAGGGAGCUCCCCAAGAAGGGGGCAGAUUGAUCGGGUCGCUCCCAAUACCACAAACGUCACCAACCCUCAUCGUCCCUCCAUCUCCACAACCUCGGUUGGCCUCUGAACCAGAGGAAAAAAGCCCAGCAGAAUCCAAUCAACCAAAUCCGUUACAACCAGUAACCGAAAAGCCAGGUCGAUACAACCACGACGGGCUAUUCGAUAUCACCGAUCUAAGCGUUGUAGACAGCUCUCAAUCCGAAAACUCGGACAACCAACCGACAUACACUUCCCUACUCCUAUACACCAUAUCCCCAGUCUCCUCCAAACGCUCCCUGACAGACUUCUCAUCUGACUACCCCCAAAAUAUUCUGAUGACGAAAAAUUUCUCUGACCUUCAAGCGGAAUCCUUCGACUAUAACCCAGCGCCUCCGCAGCCUGUAUUCCCACCUCAAGAUCCCCCAAUCCCUCUCACAGAGAAGUUGGCCCAACUGAAGGGGUUGACAGAGGAGCAACGCAAAACAUUUUUUGCGUCCUUGACUCUUGCAGACUGGGAAAGGAGCGGCGACUGGAUCAUCGAGCAGUUUAACCAUUUGCUGCAGAGGACUAAGGCGGCUAGACAGAAACGCCGGCAGGUUGCUGCUGUGUUUGAGAAGGAGAUCGAGAGAAGGUAUCAACUUGUGGAGGUGGAGGGGAAGGGUAUCAGCAAGCGAAUGGAUGAUAUGAGGACCGGAGGCAUGGAGGUUUUGAGGGGCGGGGAUGUAUGA